Molecule: messenger RNA, 664 nt
Organism: Moneuplotes crassus
Lineage: Eukaryota; Ciliophora; Spirotrichea; Euplotida; Euplotidae
Source: the annotation of a GenBank genome assembly
AUGGAAGCUGAUAGAGCAUUUUUCGACUUUGAUAUUAAUAAACCUAGGUUGCUACGUUUAAAUCACAGGCCUAGGAAGAUUGAAAAUGUUAAAAUUGACUCUUCAUUCUUUUGGGCAAUGAUGGUUAUCAUUGUCAUGUGCAUUUCUUGAAUUGUCUGAUGAAUUGUUGUAAGAAUUAUUUCAAAUCGUCGCUCAAUCCGAAGAAAAUUACGAAAGUAUGGAAUUAUCGUUGGUGAACCCUCUAUGGCUGUAAUUAAACAAGAAGAUAGUAAUUUUCAUUCAGGACGAAAAUAAAAUAACUCGUCGAAGAAUAAAUAGUGCUCAACCUCGAACCAAAAGGAGAAGGAGAAGUCAUCACCCUCAAAGAAGCUCUCGUGACUCUCAAGUCCCACAAUUAAAUGAGUUACAGGCUUAUGGUCACUACACUCCUAAUAUUCUAUCCCCUAUCGAACGAAAUCAUCAGAACAAGAGAAGACCAAGAUCUGGAUCAAGAAUUUCUCCAAGAUCUCCCUCAUCACAAAAAUCACACAAAUCAAGAAGAUCCGCAAGGCCUGCUCUAAACCUCUACGACUGCUACGACACCAAUCACCUACCAAUGCUAGACUCCAGGUACAACAACUACUUAAUCUAACUAAAUCUAACUACUAAAUAAUUUCCAUCUGAC